This is a messenger RNA of Phanerochaete carnosa HHB-10118-sp, 1770 nucleotides long. RefSeq lists its product as uncharacterized. Gene Ontology annotation, molecular function: GDP-L-fucose synthase activity. Gene Ontology annotation, biological process: nucleotide-sugar biosynthetic process. The transcript has 9 exons. Bases 53 to 1039 code for a protein of 328 amino acids. Lineage: Eukaryota; Fungi; Basidiomycota; Agaricomycetes; Polyporales; Phanerochaetaceae. The record is from RefSeq and is a predicted model, not a curated record.
GUUCAACUCUCGCUCGUCAGAUCUCCACACCCUCAUAGCUGACUUUCAUACCAUGCCCGACGUUAUCCUUGUUACCGGCGGCACUGGUCUCGUUGGCCGUGGCAUCAAAUGGGUGAUUGAAAACGAGCCCGAGGGAUCGCGCUUUGGCAAGCGUCCUGGCGAGACCUGGAUCUUUGCAUCGUCUUCUGAAGCCGACCUCAAGGAUCCUGAGCAGACGAGGAAGCUGUUCCAAAAGUACAAGCCUACUCAUGUCAUUCACCUCGCGGCUCUUGUGGGCGGUCUAUUUAAAAACAUGAAAUACAAGCUUACAUUUCUUCGUGACAACAACCUCAUCAACGACAACGUUCUCCACACAUCAUAUGAGACGGGCGUCAAGAAAGUCAUUUCCUGCCUGUCGACAUGUGUGUUCCCCGACAAAGUUACAUACCCAUUGGACGAGACGAAAAUUCACCUUGGCCUGCCCCACGACAGUAACUUCGGUUACGCGCACGCGAAGCGAAUGGUUGAUGUUGCAAACCAUGCCUACAAGGACCAAUUCGGCUGCAACUUCACCUCUGCUAUUCCCACCAACGUCUUUGGCCCUUACGACAACUAUGAUCUUGAAGGUGCACAUGUGAUUCCCGCAUUGGUGCACAAGUGCUAUCUUGCGAAGAAAAACGGCACGCCCUUCAUUGUUGGGGGUACUGGUAAGCCCCUCCGGCAGUUCAUCUACUCCCGCGACCUCGCCAAGCUCUUCAUCUGGCAACUUCGCGAGUAUGACGAUGUUGAACCUGUGAUCCUCUCAGUUGGUGAGGAUGAAGAGGUUAGCAUUAAGGAUGUCGCAGACGCGAUCGUUAAGGCCGUGGACUUCCGGGGCGAGUACUCUUUCGACACUACCCGUGCGGACGGCCAGUUCAGGAAGCCUGCCACCAACAAGAAGCUGCUAAGUCUCAUCGGCGACUUCGAGUUUACGCCUUUCCAGAAAGCUCUGGACGAGUCCGUUCAGUGGUUCCUGCAGAACUACGACACUGCACGGACGGGGGUUAAGAACUCGACUUAAUCCCGUGAAGGAAAGCCAUACAUGGCUGGGACCUUCGUAUCCAGCUAAUAAGCGGACAGCGCCAUUUGUAAUUUACCACUUGCACAACAGACGAUACGGGCACUUUGGAUACAUGGGCGCCUGUUGCGUCAGUGUGACGCCUUGUCUGUGACCCCUACGAUGCCCACAAUGCUGCAUAUGUGCUGACUAUAUGCUCUUGCCAGAGUUCAUGUGUGCAAUCACUGACGUUCUGCUCAUAUAGGUUGUACGGACCCCGCCACGAAGCCUCGAUAGCACGCAUUGCGAUAACGGCUGCCAGCUCCUCCUGUCGGCCUUAGCUAUAGGUCAAUCUCUCACCUCAUCUGUCAAAAGCGAGGCAGAUGAGACCUGCAUCAUAGAAGUCGAGUCAAAAUUCGUCGUUGUCGAAGCUCACUGGCAAUUACUCCACCGCGAUCUCCAUGAAAUCUCGAUGUUGUUGUGUUCAUUGGACGAGCACAUCCAUCAUGUUCGAGGAAAAGGUGAUCGUGGAUCAGACCACACGUGCCCGGGAUGCAAUCGCACGCAAGGAUGAGCUGGAGAGGAGGAGGCGUCUCGCAUUGCUGAUGCCCUUGGUCUAGCGCAUUGCUUCAAGGAGUAGGUAGCUAGAGCUGUUGAAGCGUGCGACGCGUUGUAUUAGGAUGAUGUAACUCCUCUCGCGUAGGCUCUGUCAUUAAGAUAUAGCUUGAGAAACACAAUAGUACACUGGGUUCACC